Molecule: messenger RNA, 2727 nt
Organism: Toxotes jaculatrix (banded archerfish)
Lineage: Eukaryota; Metazoa; Chordata; Actinopteri; Toxotidae
Gene: chrna9a
Product: cholinergic receptor, nicotinic, alpha 9a
Exons: 7
Coding region: 262-1887 (541 amino acids)
Biological process (GO): nervous system process; chemical synaptic transmission; signal transduction
Cellular component (GO): neuron projection; synapse; postsynaptic membrane
Molecular function (GO): transmembrane signaling receptor activity; acetylcholine-gated monoatomic cation-selective channel activity
Source: RefSeq, a predicted model, not a curated record
ACUGCGACUAACAACUAGUGAAGCAUUCAGAGCUUCUGACAGGAUGUAAGAUUUCGAGAAUUUUCUGCGGUCUCAGCUCGCUCAGCCUCAGAAGGGCAGAAUGGAGAUCAGAAUAGAGUGACACUCUGGAUUUGGACCCAGGCUUUCUCGGCGAGUGCUUUCUUGAAUAAUUGAUCCUACGGUUGAAAAUGAGGAAGGCAGCGCUCAUGGUUUGGAUCAGCCUUUUGGUGCAAGGUCAGCCCUGCAUGAUGAAUCAGUUUGAUGCUUAUAUUGUCCCACGGUGCCCAGGGUCAUUAUGCCCGCAAACUUCUGAAUGACCUGAUGGAGGACUACUCCAACGCUCUGAGACCUGUGGAGGACACAGACAAAGCCCUCAAUGUCUCGCUGCAGAUCACACUGUCACAGAUCAAAGAUAUGGAUGAGAGGAACCAGGUUCUAACCACGUACCUGUGGAUCAGGCAGGUCUGGCAUGAUGCCUACUUGAAGUGGGAAAAAGAGGACUAUGAUGACCUGGAGAUGAUCAACAUCCCCAGCGAUCUGGUUUGGAAGCCGGACAUUGUCCUCUACAACAAAGCAGAUGAGGAGUCAUCGGGUCCAUCCAGCACUAAUGUAAAACUGCGCUAUAAUGGAGAGAUCAUCUGGGACUCCCCAGCCAUCACAAAGAGCACGUGUGUGGUGGACGUCUCUUACUUCCCCUUCGACUGGCAGCAGUGCAACCUCACCUUCGGCUCCUGGACCUACAAUGGCAACCAGGUAGACAUCAGUUUGGGCAUGGACAGUGGAGAUCUGUCCGACUUUGUGGAGAAUGUGGAGUGGGAGUGCCAUGGCAUGCCCGCAGUUAGAAAUGUUAUGAUGUAUGGCUGCUGCUCUGACCCUUACACCGAAAUUACCUACACCCUGCUCCUGAAGCGCCGCUCCUCUUUCUACAUCUUCAACCUACUCCUGCCCUGCUUCCUCAUCUCGUUUCUCGCCCCGCUGGGUUUCUACCUGCCAGCCGACUCUGGAGAGAAGGUUUCCCUUGGGGUCACGGUGCUGUUGGCUCUCACUGUGUUCCAGUUGCUGGUGGCUGAGAGCAUGCCUCCCGCAGAAAGCAUGCCCUAUAUAGGGAAAUAUUACAUCGCCACUAUGACUAUGAUCACAGCCUCCACCUCUCUCACCAUCUUCAUCAUGAACAUUCAUUUCUGUGGUGCUGAGGCCAAGCCAGUCCCUCACUGGGCUAAAGUGCUCAUCAUCGACUACAUGUCCAAAAUCUUCUUUGUCUACGAGGUGGGGGAGAACUGCACUACACCAGAGAGCGAGAGGACCCCACUGUACCCCGAGGAACCCAUGAGCGAUAAAGGCUGCUACCACGAUGACCGUUUUCACGAUGGCAUCUACCACCACGACAGUGAACCGUACAAGUAUAGCAACGGCCACAGUGUGCACCACAACAAUAAGCAUCACAAAAACCAGGCGAACGGCACUGCCAACAACAGGAAUCAUCAUUAUAACAACCACAACAACCACGCUUCCAGACUGGAGAGGGGUGAGGCAAAGAAAGAGCAUACACAGCGAUACCACCACAUCAGGCGGGAUGAACUGGACUACCAGGCCACUCCUCAUCCAAGAACUCUCCAGCACCUCAAUGGGGGUAUGAAGGAGCAGUUUCUGUAUCCCACAGAGAAACCUCAAGUCCCAGCCUGCCCCUGCUGUUGCCCCUGCCUCCAACAUAAACAGGUGGUAAAGAACAUCCAGUACAUCGCUAACUGUUUCCGUGAGCAGAGAGCUACAUGUGUCAAGGCAGCAGAGUGGAAGAAAGUUGCCAAGGUGAUGGAUAGGUUUUUCAUGUGGAUCUUCUUUGUCAUGGUCUUCCUCAUGAGCAUCCUCAUCAUCGCCAAGGCCUCCUGACAGCCUCUUCCUCUUCACCUUCAACAUUCAUCCUCCAUCACUGCUGGAUCUAAGUGUUACUCCAGACUCACCUCAUUUCUACUUUAACGCAACAUCAGAUAAAUCGAAACAGUUUUGUCUACAAGGAGAUUACAUUUGAUAUGUCAGUAUUGUGUUGCUUGUAUGUGUGUGUGUUUGUGUAGGUUGUUUUUUUGUUGUUGAUGUUUUGCUUUGACAUAAAGAGGACAAGGUCACUGUACACAAAUCAUCCAUUUAACUACAGACGAGUACACAAAGAAAUUCAUCAAAGCCUCUCGGUUAGUUAACGUCAGGUGUGCUUGCAUGUGUCACGGAGCAGUGGAGCGGUAAGACAAUAUAGGCUUCGCCUUCAACAUGCAUAGACUCUCCAUUAUUGAUGAGCUAACAGUCAGACGUCCAGCUAUAGGCAUUACAUUGCUUACAUGACAUUUUAGGCAAGGUAACAAUGAGAGCACCAGCUGAAUAGCCUAAAAACAACCUUCUGUAUGAUCAAAAACAGGGCAAAGGUCGGUGACACAGUCUACAGGCAGUAACUAAGUUCUCAAUCACCCAUGCCCUUAUAACUGUCAAACCAGGUAAAAUGGGGAGGGGGUGUGGUUCUCUUGUCAGGUGAGUUCAGUUUACAUAAGUUGUGAAUACUUGAAUUUGAGACUUCAAGUGAAAGGAUGAAUGUUUUCUUUUCUUUAAAAAGAUCCCUCACUUUUUAGUCCAACACUUGGACCUCGCAGCCUGCCUCCACUGAAUGAGGGGAGGAUAUACUCUACAUAUUGACUAACUUAUACUUUGCAUAUUGGUCAAAAAAAAAAAAAAAAAAAGUUUUUC